AUGGCCAAGGCUAAGACCGUCAAGCCUACCAAGGCUGCCGUCGCUGAGACUCCCAAGAAGGCUUCGGCCGUCAAGGUGGGCCGCGUCACCAAGUCAUCCCAGACCCCCAAGGCUAAGGCUAAGGAGACCGCAAAGGCCGCCGCCGCCAAGACCGACAAGAAGAGCAAGAAGACGAAGAAGCAGCCCACUCCUGAGCCCGAGUCCGACAGCGACGAGGAGAUGAGCAGCGACAGCUCUGACUCCAGCAGCGACAGCGAGUCCGAGGCUGAAGCUAAGCCUGCUCCCAAGACCAAGUCUCCCAAGACCAACGGCGCUGCUGCCAAGAAGGAGGUGUCCUCCGACUCUUCCAGCGAGAGCAGCGACAGCGAGAGCGAGGCUGCUGCCCCGGUCAAGACCGCUGCCAAGGACGACUCCAGCAGCGAGGAGAGUGACUCUGACUCCUCCGAGUCUGAAGCUCCUGCCCCCAAGAAGGCUGCUACUCCCAAGAAGGCUGCCGCCGCUCCUGCUUCUAAGAAGGCCGCUGCUAAGGCCGAGUCUGAGAGUGACAGCGACUCCGAGUCUGAGGCUAGCUCUUCCGAGGAGGAGGCUCCUAAGGCCAAGAAGGCUAAGGCUGACUCUUCCGACUCCGACUCCGACUCCGACUCGUCCGAUUCCGACAGUGAUGAGGAGGCUUCCGAGGAAACCAGCUCCUCUGAGGAGGCGCCUACCAAGAAGCGCAAGGCUGAGACCGAGGCUGCUCCCGUCACCAAGAAGAGCAAGACUGAGGAGAUUGUCGGUGGUUCUGCCAACCUGUUCGUUGGCAACCUGAGCUGGAACGUCGAUGAGGACUGGCUCUACCGUGAGUUCGAGGAGUUCGGUCCCAAGGCUGUCCGCAUUGUCACCGACCGUGACUCCGGCAGGUCCAAGGGAUUCGGUUAUGUCGAGUUCGAGACUGUUGAGGCUUCCACUGCUGCUCUCAACGCCAAGAAGGGCUCUGAGCUUGAUGGCCGUGCCCUCAACCUCGACUACAGCACUCCUCGUCCCGAGGGCAACAGGGACCGCGCCAACGACCGCGCCCAGAAGCACGGUGAUGUCCCCAGCAGGCCUUCUGACACUAUCUUCGUCGGCAACCUGUCUUUCAACGCUACUCCCGACAGCGUCACCGAGCUGUUCCAGGAGUACGGCACCAUCACCCGCGUUUCCCUGCCCACCAAGCCUGAGGACCAGAUGCCCAAGGGCUUCGGUUACGUUGGCUUCAGCUCCGUCGAUGAGGCCAAGGCGGCCUUCGAUGGUCUCCAGGGUGCCGAGCUCGAUGGUCGCCCGGUCCGCCUGGACUUCGCUCAGCCCCGUGACAACAACGGUGGUGGUCGCGGCGGCGGCGGCUUCGGUGGCCGUGGCGGUGGCCGUGGCGGCUUUGGAGACCGCGGUGGCCGUGGUGGCCGCGGCGGUCGUGGUGGUCGUGGUGGUUUCGGUGACCGUGGUGGUCGUGGUGGCCGCGGCGGUCGCGGUGGCUUCUCCACCAACCGUGGUGGCUUCGGUGACUUCCAGGGCAAGAAGAUCUCUUUUGACUAA
Diplodia corticola is the source of this 1551-nucleotide messenger RNA. RefSeq names its product nucleolin protein nsr1. The record is from RefSeq and is a predicted model, not a curated record. Gene Ontology annotation, cellular component: cytosol. The transcript has 3 exons. Gene Ontology annotation, molecular function: mRNA binding. The coding region runs from base 1 to 1551 and encodes 516 amino acids. Lineage: Eukaryota; Fungi; Ascomycota; Dothideomycetes; Botryosphaeriales; Botryosphaeriaceae.